This is a messenger RNA of Periconia digitata, 3560 nucleotides long. The record is from the annotation of a GenBank genome assembly. Lineage: Eukaryota; Fungi; Ascomycota; Dothideomycetes; Pleosporales; Periconiaceae.
UAUGUUUCUAAAGGCUGGACAAGUUCUCUUGGCCAGCGCGCUUCUUCUUCAUGGAGCUGUCGUUGCAGAAGCUUCAGUGGGUGGCAGUCACUCUGAGCCAGCCCCACUGAAGCUUCGAGCGAUCAGUGAUCCUGCAGAUUUGAUCAAAGGUAUUCCGAGAAGACGAUCGGCUACAGGAAAUGAGGUGUUCGAUCCCACUGAUAACCAUUCUUUUUAUUGGGGCGAAAACACCGGCGACGAUGUCGUGCUUGCCAAUUUCACAAUGGAAGCCCCUGACGCCUUCGAGAAGCUCGUUCCCAUCGAGAAUUUUGCAGACCGACUGAAGACUAUCACGUGCACAAACGAUUCCAUUGUUAUCGAAUUUGCCUCCGAUGAUUGCUACAACUACGCCUCUGGGGUUUGGGAAUGGGUGAACGAAAACCAGAACCACAGCAUGACUCUAGUCACAAAGCCUGGACAGUGCGAUCCGGACGAGGAACGUGAUCCUUUCGCCGUCAGCGAAGUAGUAUUCGACAAAGAAGGUCUCAAAGCUACGCUAGUUGCUAAGCGUUUAUCAUGGAAGAAUGCGGCCCACGACUUUACCCUGACCACCAAGCACUUCCAAGAUGCUCGCAAGCCCGAAGAGAACACGACGAGCUUGGCUGAGGUUCACAAGCCCGCAAAAAAACGGUUUAUACCCUUGAUCGUCGGUGCUAUCGUGGGCGGAAAAAAGGCAGCGGAGAUCUUACCCGGUAUCGAGCUCAUCGAGAAAAAAGAAAAUAAGGAGUUGAACAUGGAAUGGAAAUUUGAAUCAAACCUUAUCAAAGAAACAAAAUCGAAAACAGGGCUCGAUCUUGAGAUCAAUCCCAAGAUUGAGACAGCCGGAAAGCUGCUACUUGAGGUUGAUAUCAAGGCAACCACGCAUGGACUCGAGAGGGCGAAGAUGAGUGUUCGUCCACGAGGUCUCUCGGCUGCAGUCUCAAUUGGCAUUAUCGCGAACGGCAAACUCGGCAAGGAAAUCGAUUACAAGCUGCCUACUAACGUCAAGAUUCCAGUCGCAGCUAUCUCCCUGGGUAAGCUCAUGCACCUGGGACCCAAAGUCGAGGGAGGUCUAUUCUUUAGAUCCAGCAAAAUCGAAGGAGAAGCCAAAGGUUCCGUCGGAACGAAAGCUGUCUUUGACGACAACGCUGUCAUCUCAGUUGAUGUCAACGACAGGAACGGGAAUAAACUUGAACGAUGGGAACCAAAAUUCGAGAGAAUGGGUCCAGAGUUCGAGGGUACUCUUGAGGGUGAAGUUAGAAUUGGUGUCGUUCUAGGCAUUGGCCUCGAGGCUUCCAUCGCGGACGGGAGGUAUGGAGUGGAAGCUAAGAUCGAGGCGCAAGCUCCAUACUUCGAGGUUGGUAUGAAGAUGGAAAAGAAUGACGAGGGUGUGUGCGAAGACAAGAAGAAGACGAAAGGUAUCUCUUUCGGUGCCAAAGCCGGUGUUGCUGUCAGUAUCAGAGCUGGCAUGACAAAGAAGGAGCCAAUUUUCAACCAGCAGAUCUUCGACCAGGGAUGGCCACUGGACUGGAAAGCCUGUAUCGGCAUGGGAGCAGACAAGCCUCCACCUGUCGAGGUUAACCUUGACUACGAUGGCGGAGAAGCCGAAGAAAGCGAUGGAGAUGACGGUCCUCUCGGAGAACAAUACCCUAAAGUCAGCGAUGGUAAGGACGAAACUUCGGAUAAUGACGAUGAAAAACAAACUCCUGCCGAAGGGGACGACGAAGAUGAUACCCCGGUAGACGGAGAGACCCCUACAGAUGGCAGCGAUGAAGGCGGUAGCUCUACUGAUGGUAGCGACGAAGGCGAAAACUCUACUGAUGGCAGUGAUGAAGGCGAAAACUCUACUGGUGGCAGCGAUGAAGGCGAAAACUCUACUGGUGGCAGCGAUGAAGGCGACGACCUUCCUGAUGGUAGCGAUGAAGAGAACCUAUCCAGCUCAUCUCAAGCUUCCAAGAGCACAGCGAAGAGUUCCGGUGCAUCCUCGGCUUCUGAGGCUACAAAGACGUCCUCUUCUGGCGAUAGUGAAGAUGCCGAAGCUACUAUUUCUGGAGGUGCUAGCAGCAAGUCAAGCGUAUCUUCGGCAACUAUCACGCCCCCACCCACUUCCACCCCCACCGAGGGAAGCCCGGAAGAUGAGCAGGAAGACCAGGAGGAUAACGAAGAGGAAGAAGAGGACGAGCAAGGACAGGAAGAUGAAGAUAUUGAUGAAGAUGAAGAGGGUGGUGCGGGCUCAAGUAUUUCUCAGGGCGCUAGUAGCAAGUCAACAAUAACUGGCGCAUCAUCGGCAGCUAUUACACCCACGCCAACACCCACUCCGUCUGGAACCAUCUCAGAGGACAAAGAGGAGGAAGGGGAGGAGGAGGAGGAGGAGGAGGAGGAAGAAGAUGAUGAAGCAGUAGAUGAUGAAAAUUCCAGUAGCAAGUCAACAAUUACUGGUGCAUCGUCAGCUACCAUAACAUCCGCGCCAACACCCACUCCAUCUGGAAGCAUCGAAGAGGGCGAAGAGGACCAAGAAGAGGAAGAGGAAGAUGCCACCGAUUCGACUAUCUCUCAGGGCGCUGGUAUCACCAAAACGUCUUCUGGAAGUCCUUCCACCUCUACGACCCCUACAUCGACGCCAACGCCGACCUCAACACCGUCCACAGGCAGCGAGGAGGAAGACACCGGCGCAGCAGGUUCGACUAUUCCAAAUGAUGCCAGUACCAAGACAACAGCAUCCAGCGCCUCUUCAGCAGCAUCUACCACUCCCAAGCCGAGCCCAUCGAAGGGCGCCGAUGAAGAAGUGGAGGAUGAGGACGAAAGUGCGGGGUCCGGAUCUACCAUCUCGGGAGGAAUGAAAAACAGCACAAUGAGCGCUACCGCAUCUUUGAGCUCUGCAAAGUCAAAGUUGAGCACGUCUUUGCGGACCGCUAAGGCUUCAGCAACUAGCUCUCUCGCAGGACUUUCCUCGAAGGGAACACCAACAACAUUGGUCACUGCUGUUGUCUCGCCGUCUCCAGUUUCCAACAAUGGAGAGGCAGAUGAUGAAUACGACGAAGACGAGGUUGCGCAGGAUCAUGACGUGGGCACAGCGGUAGAGUAAAGUUAAGGUGCUUGAUUGAUUCUCUUCUUAUACGAUCUAUUUUCUUUUAUAUUCUAAUCAGCAACCAUCCUGUUUAACCUCGUUCACUAGCUUAGACGGGAAUGAUCAUGGGUGCUUCCUUAGGGCUUUAUCAAUAAAUACAUAGAUGGCAUAUGACUUUCACUCAUCCUGAAAACCUUACGAUGCGAUUCAACGUUGAUUCCAAGUGACUUGUGAUUCCGCAGAACGUGUUACAUUCAUUGCAUAGGACGAACCAUCAGAUCAUCAAAUAGCCGCAUGCCUUGAAGAUAUAGAUUGUUCUGAGUCGUUAGCUUGCAAUGUGAUUUUGGCGCAUGAUCCCACUCCCGCAAUUGGGCUUCUUCAAUGCCCUAUCUUGCCAAACAGCAUUUUCUGGGUGCUGAGUCUCGUGUUGCGCUUUGAAACGUUGAGCAUGCCUCGGUUCCAUAGCGCCUCGUGC